AUGUUAUUACCAUUAUCUAUCUAUCUAUCUAUCUAUCUAUCUAUCUAUCUAUCUAUAUUUUCUAUCUCUGUUUGUUUCUUUCUUUCUAUCUCAGACUCUUCAUAUCUAUCUAUCUAUCUAUCUAUCUAUCUAUCUAUCUAUCUAUCUAUCUCAUCUUUUCAUAUCUAUCUCAGCAUGUUCAUUUAUCUAUUAUCUAUCAUCUAUCUAUCUAUCUAUCUAUCUAUCUAUCUAUCUAUCUAUCUCAACUGUUCAUAUCUAUCUAUCUAUCUAUCUAUCUAUCUAUCUAUCUAUCUAUCUAUCUAUCAUAGUUUGUCUAUAUCUAUCUAUCUAUCUAUCUAUAAUAGUUUGUAUCUAUCUAUAUUUCAUUCUAUCUAUCUAUCUAUCUAUCAUAGUUUGUUAAUAUCUAUCUAUCUAUAUAUAAUAGUUUGUAUCUAUCUAUAUUUCUUUCUAUCUAUCAAUCUAUUCAUAUCUAUCUAUCUAUCAUAUUUGUUUAUCUAUCUAUCUAUAAUAGUUCUUAUCUAUCUAUCUAUCUAUCUAUCUAUCUAUCUAUCUAAGUCUAUUAAUAUCUAUCUCAGUCUGUUCAUAUCUAUCUAUCUAUCUAUCUAUCUAUCUAUCUAUCUAUCUCACCUGUUCAUCUAUCUAUCUAUCUAUCUAUCUAUCUAUCUAGCUAUCUAUCUAUCUAUCAUAGUUUUUUGUAUCUAUCUAUCUAUAUUUCUUUCUUUCUAUCAAUCUAUUCAUAUCUAUCUAUCUAUCAUAGUUUGUUUAUAUCUAUCUAUCUAUCUAUCUAUCUAUAAUAGUUUGACCUAUCCAUUAUCUAUCUAUCUAUCUAUCUAUAUCUUAGUCUAUUUAUCUAUCUAUCUGACAUCUAUCUAUCUAUCUAUCUAUCUAUCUAUCUAUCUAUCUAUCUAUUUUCUUGUAUCUAUUUCUAUCUAUCUAGUAUUCAUCAUCUAUCUAUCUCACCUGUUCUAUUUAUCUCAUCAAAAUAUCCUCUAUCAUAUCUAUCCAUCUAUCUAUCUAUCUAUCUAUCAUCUAUUUGUAUCUAUCUAUAUUUCUAUCUAUCUAUCUAUCUAUCUAUCUAUACAUAUCUCUCUAUCUAUCAUAGUUUGUUUAUCUAUCUAUCUAUCUAUCUAUAAUAGUUUGUAUCUAUCUAUCUAUCUAUCUAUCUAUCUAUAUUUCUUUCUUUUUAUCUAUCUAUCUAUCUAUCUAUCUAUCUAUCUAUCUAUCUAUCUAUCUAUCUAUCUCACUACUUACGUCUGUGAAAUCUUGCUUUCUGGCUUCGUUCUUUCACCUUUAUUUUUAUUUUUCAUUCUUUCUUUCUUUCUUUCUUUCUUUUUUCACGUUCUUUCUUUCUUUCACAUUCUUUUUCUUUCUUUCAUUCUUUCUUUCUUUCAUUCUUUCUUUCUUUCAAAUCUCAGUUUCAUUCGUUCACUCAACGACUUUCUUUCAACUCAUUGUCCUGCAUUUAUUCAUUCUUUCCUUCAAUUUAAUUGGUUUCUUUCUUUGAUUCUUUUGGUUUUCUUCACCUUGAAAUCUUUCUUUCUUUCCUUCCUUAUAUUUUUCCUUCGUUUCUUUUUCUUCUAUUGCUUUUCGUUUUUUUUAUAUUCAACUUUUUUAUGA
Acanthosepion pharaonis is the source of this 1617-nucleotide messenger RNA. NCBI's taxonomy places the organism in Eukaryota, Metazoa, Mollusca, Cephalopoda, Sepiida, Sepiidae. The record is from the annotation of a GenBank genome assembly.